Yamadazyma jaroonii is the source of this 990-nucleotide messenger RNA. NCBI's taxonomy places the organism in Eukaryota, Fungi, Ascomycota, Pichiomycetes, Serinales, Debaryomycetaceae. The record is from the annotation of a GenBank genome assembly.
AUGGCUCCCAUAAUAACAAAGUCUAAAGUGUACACGGAGGUGUUAUCUCAAAUGCCCAAAAAUUACUAUGACUAUAGUAAUUAUGAGAUCGAAUGGAAUGAUCCCGAUAAUUAUGAAAUCGUAGAAAAAAUCGGUAGAGGGAGAUAUUCCGAAGUCUUCACUGGAGUAUCCAUAGAUAACGGUUCGACUGUUGUUAUUAAGGUUUUGAAACCUGUCAAACGCAAGAAGAUCAAAAGAGAAAUAUCCAUUUUACAACAUGUUGCUGGAGGUCCAGCCACCAUCGAAUUACUUAACGUCGUAAGAGAUCCCCAAAUUAGGAUCCCAGCUUUGAUAUUUGAACAUAUUAACAAUAUUGAUUCCAAGACAUUGUAUCCAACCUUGGGUGACCAUGAAAUAAGGUAUUAUAUGUACCAAUUACUACAAUCAUUGGAUUUUUGCCACUCUAAAGGUAUUAUGCACAGAGAUGUUAAACCUUUGAAUGUGAUGAUCGAUAACGAAAAGAAGGUAUUGAAAUUGAUUGAUUGGGGUUUGGCAGAAUACUAUCACCCUGGAGAGGAAUAUAAUGUAAGAGUGGCCACGAGAUAUUUCAAAGGUCCUGAAUUAUUGGUAGAUUAUAGAUAUUAUGAUUAUUCCUUAGAUUUGUGGUCAUAUGGAUGUAUGCUUGCUGCUAUGGUGUUUAGAAAAGAGCCCUUCUUUCAAGGAAAAUCAAAUAUCGAUCAAUUAGUUCAAAUUGUUCGUGUUUUGGGAUCGGAAGACUUCCAUAAAUAUUUGAAAAAAUACCAAAUAAAAUUGUCAUCUGAUUUCGAUGAUUUGGGUUUGUACUCCAGGAAACCUUGGAAAAAAUUCAUCAAUUCCAAUAACAAACACUUGGUAUCCUUGGAAUUCUUGGAUUUCAUAGACAAAUUGUUAAAAUACGAUCACCAAGAGAGAUUAACAGCUAAAGAAGCCAUGGACCAUCCAUAUUUCGAUCCAAUUAGAUCUGGUUUGUAG